AUGCUCUUCAGCUCUCGUUCGACCGUCACCAUCAUCUACUCCAUUGCACUGGCCUCCUUGGCUUUGUUGGCAACUUUACCCGCUGCUCAGGCUGACUGUUUCCUGCAAUGCGGGCCCAUUGACACCAAGGUCCUUUUCUGCGGGUACAUGAAGAGCGGUAACGAGACCAUGCCAACUAUUGGUACCGAUGCUGGACGCGAUAAAUGCCUCUGCAACCAAGACAAUGUUCAUCUCUACCGCCAGUGCUUAGGUUGCUCACACCCCACUGAUGUCGAAAAGAUCGCUGGUCAGUUUGUCUCUGAUUGUAAGAUCACCGACUCUAGCCGCAACCUCGUCAAUGGCGCCCUCUCUGAACUUAGCUCGCUUCCUAACACAGCGACCUACGCCGUCGUCAUGGUUGGCUCGAUUAUUGCUGCUGCCGCCUUCAGCUAUUAA
Molecule: messenger RNA, 435 nt
Organism: Gamsiella multidivaricata
Lineage: Eukaryota; Fungi; Mortierellomycota; Mortierellomycetes; Mortierellales; Mortierellaceae
Exons: 2
Coding region: 1-435 (144 amino acids)
Source: RefSeq, a predicted model, not a curated record